Molecule: messenger RNA, 6810 nt
Organism: Athene cunicularia (burrowing owl)
Lineage: Eukaryota; Metazoa; Chordata; Aves; Strigiformes; Strigidae
Gene: SIX4
Product: SIX homeobox 4
Exons: 5
Coding region: 1-1644 (547 amino acids)
Biological process (GO): regulation of transcription by RNA polymerase II
Cellular component (GO): nucleus; transcription regulator complex
Molecular function (GO): DNA-binding transcription factor activity, RNA polymerase II-specific; RNA polymerase II cis-regulatory region sequence-specific DNA binding
Source: RefSeq, a predicted model, not a curated record
AUGAGGCUGUUACCUCCUCAACUCCAGCCCGAAGCCUCACACCCCUUCGGGAAGCAGCCGGUAUCGUCCGCCACACCGAAUACGUCACGUCCCGUGGGUCCCCCCCGAGAAGCAGCCGAAAACUGCGCUUCGGACCCGCACCGCGAUCCGGCCCCUGGCCCGAGACGGAACCGCUGGUGGCAGCGCUGCUGCCGGGAGAGCGAGUCAGAUGGCAACCCUAGCACAGAAGAUGAAUCCAGUAAGGGGCAGGAGGAUUUAUCUCCCCACCCGCUCCCCAGCUCAUCCGACAGCGUUACCAGCCUCAGCCUUCCCGGCCACACGGAACCCGUCUACAUGCAGCAGCUCGGAAACACUAAAAUAGCCUUGAGUUCAUCUGGCGUCUUGUUGAAUGGAAACCUCGUGCCUGCCAGUACCUCUCCUGUCUUUCUCAAUGGUAGCUCUUUUCUUCAGGGACCCAACGGUGUCAUUCUCAAUGGACUCAGUGUGGGGGCUUCGCAGACGGUUACCUUAAAUUCGCCCAAAACCACGUCAAGCGUUGUGAGCAACGGGGUGUCCAUUACUGACAUACUGUCAUCUUCAUCAGAAGAUGUUAAGGACUUCAAACUCCUUCAGGCUUCAGUCCCCAAUGCCACGGCAGCCACCUUCAGCCCCAGUAACAUCCCGGUCUCAUUCCCGGGUUUGAUACCAAGCUCAGAGGUGAAAAGGGAAAGCGUACAAACUGCUGCUUCCCAAGAUGGAGGCUCCGUAGUUACUUUUACUGCUCCUGUCCAAAUAAACCAGUAUGGCAUUGUCCAGAUCCCCAAUUCAGGAACAAAUGGCCAGCUGCUGAACGGAAGCAUUGGUUUUUCUUCUCUGCAGCUGCCUCCCGUUUCUGUGGCAGCUUCACAAGGUAAUGUUUCAGUAAAUCCCAGCACAUCUGAUGGAGGAACUUUUACGACUGAAUCUUCAACAGUGCAGCAAGGAAAAGUUUUCUUCAGCCCCCUCACUCCAAGUGCAGUCGUUUAUACGGUUCCCAAUUCAGGCCAGGCAGUAGGCUCUGUCAAGCAAGAAGGACUGGAAAGAAGCCUUGUGUUUUCUCAGUUGAUGCCAGUCAGUCAGAACACACAACUAAAUGUAAACAUGUCUUCUGAAAAUAUAUCCAGCGGAGGACUCCAGUCCCUGGCCUCCUCGUUAGUGAAUGUAACACCCACACAUAAUUUUUCCCUCACACCAACUCUUUUAAAUGCUGCAGAACUGAACUCUGGUAUCUCGGAGAGCCAGUCUAUGUCAUCACCCAUGACCAGUACCUCUACGGUGAUAUCUAUCAGCAACACUAACUAUGCAACCCUUCAGAACUGCUCCCUCAUUACCAGUCAAGAUCUGUUGUCCAUUUCUACAGCACAGCCCGCACUUGGAGAAAUAAUUUCUACCAGUGGAGACCGUGUCAGCCACCCCUCUGCACAAGUACAUCAAGAUUUUGUCAGAGAGCACAGCCACGUCCCGCUGGCUCCACACAGCGCUGCUGAUGGCGGUCCCGGUGGCACAGCGCCGCGAGCCGCCUCCCGGCCCUGGGAGCAUCUCUCCCCUCUCUGCCUGGGGUUGACCUGCCUCACACUCUGCAGCUGCCGAAGUAAAUCCAGUUACUCAGGAACAGCCCUAAGGUAGAGAGAAACAAUUGCCUUGUUGCCCAACUCCUUUUCCUUCCCAGAAGCAGCAUGCAUGACUCAGUCCUGCUGUUCAUAGUGCUUCCCUUUGCCAUGCUUUGGUUUUGCCUGAGCAGUAGGACUGUGAUAAUAUUUUCCUGCCCUGCAGAUACCAAAUUCCUGAUUGAUCCCUGGACGGCAGCUCCAUCCAGCUUUGCUCGGAGCGCGGGCUGAGAGUCUAAAGAUGUCCUUCAACCGAGCUGUGAGCAGCUUCUUCUCUCAUUUCUGCCGUGUGACAGAGCCAGGGGGGGAACCACCACAGCUGGGUUGGCUCCAGCCAGGGAAGAUCCCCUCCAGGAGGGGGUUUCUGGCUGCGCAGCCCCUGCACACGAGCAGACAAAAGUACGGAGGGUUUGAGGGCAACUGAGAAGCGGAAAGUCUCAGCAUAUGCAAAUGUCAAAAUUCUCCCUGAGCAGCCACCCAUGCGGUAUGCAGGAUGAAUCAUGUCCUAACGGAGCGCAUUCCUGCUACUUUGGAGGGCUUUGCAGAUGUGUUCCAGGUCACCCUGGGCGAGAAAACCACACACAGCCACGGUUACUUCUUCACUGGCAGCUUGUGUGCAGAUGGAGAAAAGGGGGACAGCACCUUCAGAAGGGUCAGCAGCUGGGUCCCCAAGCCCCUGCCUUUCACACGGGGCCUGGGGAUGCUGGAGAGAGGACCAGGGCUGCCAGGGCAGUAGCUGGGAUAAAGCUGAUAGCAGGCUUGGCGAGACGGGCGGUUGCUCUUGAUCUAGCGGGGAGACAAACUGGGAAGGCAGGCAACGUUGGAAGACAGCACUUUUUAUCCUCUGUUCUGGCUGGAUUUUCCCCGGUGCCAGAUCAGAAGGGAAUUUUCCUGCUCCAAGAGGCAGAGGUUGGGUCAGUAAAACAAGAUCUUAAUAUAAAUAGUCUUGGCUUGGAAAGCAGAGGUCUCCUUACAGGGUUUGCAUCCCCUGUUGUAGUGAUCUCUGGCUGCAGAAAGCUUUGGACUGGAGUCUCAGGACAGUAUAUCUCAGUUAUGGAUACAGAUCACAUUUUUAAUAUAAAAAUACAUUUUAGAAGGAAAAUUAUUCCCAGAAAUAGGAAUUCAUCUGCCAAACAAUGUGCACAUAACUGACUUUACACUUAGAGGUGCCAGAAAGUUCAGGAAUGAGACCAACAAUAAAAAACCAACACACGUGUGAAAAAUCUACGACAUUAAAGCCAGAUUCAAUAAAAAUAGCACCUAGUUUAUAUGCUGCAGAAGCUGGCACACGCCUGUGAAAACCGAAGGAAAAAGAUAAAAUGUUCAGAAGUUGCACGAAGUCCAGAGGAACUGAGCAGCGCUGGAGUAGAGCUGAUGGUUACUUAAUAACUCAUGUACAAUAUUCUCAAGUGUAAGUACUUUAAUUCUUCAUCCUGCUACUUCUCGGGCAGAAAGACCCAAUUUGGAAUACUUUGGGCUAAUCAAUAAGCUUUGUUGUUGCAGCCAAAGUGCUUUGCAAUAGUUCUUAUGUUACCCAAAAGAACUCCAGAAUGUUACACCGCACCAUUUUCUUUUCUAUUCUGCAAACUGACAGCCAAUUAUUUUGGUGUUAGUGGUAUCCCUUAUAUCGCUUGCAGCUGUAAAACGCAGCCCCUCCCCUGAGGAGCUUACAGUAUACAGAAAUAAAAGCAACCCGAGCUGGGAGGGGAGAGGAGCAGAGGGAGAAGAGGUGGUUUGCCCGGGGCGGUGCUGGCAGUGGGUGGCAGAGGCAGGUUGCAAAGCCAGGUCUCUGACUCCCCCUGUUGCUUUGCCCACUGGCUCAUGCUGCCUCCCCAGGAGCCCAAUCCGGCUCGGAUGCAAUGCCCCCUGACAGCAGCAGGAGGACUUGCUGCUUAUGCCAAAGCUACGUUUGCUUCACUCGUUUAUUUACUACAUUUACAGCCACCUUCUGAUGCCGACCUAUAGCCACAUAAGCCUCCAGCAAAGCCCUGUCGAUGACUAGACUGGCUCUGGACUGGGAUCACUGACCCUCCAAACACUCAGGCUCCAGAAAAAAAUGCUCCUGCAUGAAUCACCCCAUCAGGGUGAUGCACACGCGAGCCCUGAAAGACUCCAAAGCCACCCACUUCCAGAUCAAGGCAAUUUGAGAAAGGUUUGACUCAUCUCCCACCAAGUCCAAGGAGCUGAGGGGGGAGAUGUGCUCACAGGAGGUGAGAAUGGGUUAGUCCAGAGCCUGAGCUGUGCAUGCUUUUGCAUGUCCUAAGCCAGUAGUUUCUUAAAAUAAUAAGAAAAAAAUGACAGCUAAGAGCCUACCCAUGCCCUAGGAAGAUGUUGGGGAUUUUGCUGUUUACUGCUGCCUAAGCAAACAAGGGCAGGCAGAGGAUCAGAAGGCGGUUCUGGAAGGCAACACUUUCUAUACCAACCCAAGCACAUUUGCAACAGACAUACAAAUAUAUAGCUUGCCUCUGUUAAAAAACGUUACCUGUUUUGCUGUAUGCAUGCAGGUGGAAGUGAGCACUGACCAAAGACUCUCUCUCAAAAAAAAAAAAAUUCUUUAUUUUGAGGUUCACUAUGAAGUUGCAGAAGGGGCAGCCUCCGCUCCUGCUUGCAGGCAACAUGUAAUAGAGUUCAGUCCCAAAGCUCAGAGAGUGAACCAGGCUGAGGCCCAAAACCCCCAAGCUAGUGCAGAUUCCUGACCUGCUGCUGAACAGUGUGUUGUCCCCUUGCUCAAAACUUGUGACAGAACAGCAGCAGAGGCAGCAGGGGUUAACUGCCCUGUUAGUGCUGUGCUGGGAGAAGCAUGCUGGAGCAAUAUCAGUAGGAGAGCUGCAAACUCUAGAGGCGUGAUAUCAUCUGCAUGUGGAGGGAUUUACGCACAUAACACCCCUAUGUAGGGAAUGACAUUAACUUUCUGAAGGGUGAUGUAGCCCUUCUCCUCCUCUUGCCUAUAAAUGUAAUCAUGUUCUCACCAGAGCUUCAAAACAUUGUUCGCAGUACUUCUGAUUCUUGCAUCGCCUGCAGGGCUUGGUGUCCCCCAGAUUUGCCAAGAAAGCAGCCAACACCAGGACAGAGAAGUAAAGCACAUGUAGACACGUCUGCCCACGGGGACAAGGGCUGGAUGAGAGACAAUAGCACGUUCAAGCCUCCAGGUCAGCAUGCACCAAGGUUCUUCAGCUGAGCCCCCACAGCAUCUUCCCCAUGGUUCCUUUUGCUUGGGAUGCCUCAGGUCCCCCAGCUAAAUUCCAAGAGGGGUGUUUAGGGACUGCUCUCAUUUGCCAUCUUUCCCAUAACCUCUCAGCCCCACAGACCUCUGCAAUAAGAGGGAGGUAGGACCCAGGACUCCCAAAAAGAACUACCUGAAAGCAGGCUGCUGACAGCAGCCUAUUUCCAGGUAUCGCUUUAUCAAAUGGAGCCCAGCCUGGCUGGAAGCGCUCCUGGGAGCGCGGGGCAUACUGCACAUACCGGGCACGGUUGCCUUGCACUGGCCAGCAGCGCUGCAGAACGCCCGGUCCCAGGACAGAGAUCAAGCUGUGCCAACCAGCCCUCCCUAGGCUCGGCCAGGGCAACACUGACAAUUUACUGUCCUGGUAGAGGGUUGCCAGGCGGACAUUUGGCAUCUCCUGCUACACACAGCAUCAGGGCUGGCAGUCUUGGUAAAACCACUUCUGGCCUUAGUGUCUGGGAAAACCUUCUUACAGCUACUGGGGGGGAGGGUGUGUGUGUGUGUGUGUGUGUGCAAACCAAAGGCAGAGCUAACCUAAAUAUCAAACCAGGAGAGCUUCAUCCCAUUCCUUUAGAAAUGUCACUCCCAGCAAAUAGACUACUUGACCAGUUGCUCUUGGUUUGUAUUUGUUACCCAAUAAUGGCAGCAAGUAUUGCUAACAUAUACACAGCUCAGAAGGGCCCCUGUUCCUUCCAAAAUUUCCUGCAAAGAUAUGAAUGUUUACAGUUUGGGUUGCAAAAGCAACUUGUUCAGGUGAACGAUGCUCACAAUGAACCAGGAAUAGUCACUUGCCAAUUAAAGUACAGUGUAGAGCCUAUUUCUGCUCAUUUCUUAACUAUUCUCAAUUCUUAGGAUCUUUUUACAAACCAUAAUAAAUUAAAUAUCCCUGUGAAAUAAGCAGCUGAUAUUAACAUAGACUCACAAGACUGGAAGGCAAUAGGAGAGGCAUAUCUAAACCCAAAACUAGACAACACUCCUGCUUAGCCUUUACCAGAGCCAGGUCCAGUGGAAGAAAUGCUUCCUGCCUCGCAAGCUCCGCUUCCAUUAUAGACAGCGCAGCCCGUGUUUCCAGAGCCAGGACUUCACCCUGUGAAACUUGUGCAGAAUCAUCGACUUGUCUUACAGUUUUUCUCACCUUGGUGUAAUUCCUGUAUUUAAUAAGCACACCCUCUUCCAACAUCCAGCAAGUUCCUGAAAAUAACAGGCUAGCACCGUGCUUAGUAGAAACCCUUGCUCAAGAGAUUGUGGUAUUUUGACCUGGAACCACAAGAUAAUCACUGUUUCAGAACAAUUUCCCACUCAUCCUGCAGGGGCUUUGCCCAGAUCGCAUUUCCUCAUUUCAUCAGGGCAUGGAACAGCAUCAAAAGGCUGACGGAUGCCAAGUUGUGUCACAUCUAAUGGCUCUUCCCUUUCCAAAUGGCAUAUCAUGUCAUCAAAGGCAACUAGGCUGGCAUGAUAUAAUUUGAGAAUCCCACUUUAUAGCUGGUAGAAACCGAAUCCCAGCGGGUCUGUCAGUAAUGAUAUAUUCCAGGUAAUACAGGAUUGAAAUCUCCUGGCCCCAGGUCUCAGUCUUAAACUUAAGCAAUGAUCUGAUUUGCCAACUUUCACAAUUUAUGAGCUUUGCAAUACUUAGUAGCUGAUGAGAGAGGGGAAGUAGGCAUGGGGGAUACGGCCACAGCUUCCUGCUCAACUUCAUUCUUAAAUUCUUGGAGCUAAAAAAUAUAAAUAAAUUUGGAGGUGCUGAAGGUCUCCAAACCAAAGUACAUAUCAAUAUGGGUAUAUCACAUUUAUCUAACUGUAUAUAAGUAUCUCAAAGAUGGUGUCACCUCAUGCUUUCUGAACCUUUGGGUCUGAUAACACUGUGUGCAACAAGACACUUCAAGAGAAUAAACCAGGUAUCAAAAGGUACCACUAUAGAAAUAAAAUUAAUAAAUGGUCUACAAAUACAGGAGAAUAUUUGUC